This is a messenger RNA of Helianthus annuus (common sunflower), 3745 nucleotides long. RefSeq lists its product as uncharacterized. The transcript has 17 exons. Lineage: Eukaryota; Viridiplantae; Streptophyta; Magnoliopsida; Asterales; Asteraceae. The record is from RefSeq and is a predicted model, not a curated record. Gene Ontology annotation, biological process: proteolysis. Bases 1 to 3495 code for a protein of 1164 amino acids. Gene Ontology annotation, molecular function: cysteine-type peptidase activity.
AUGACCAUAUGUACGCCUGCCGGUGAUAUCAAGGUGAACAGGAAAGUGAUCAACAAGUUGUUAGGGAUUCCGACUGGUGGGCAAAAGUUUAGUUCUAUUGGUAAGCUGCCGAUUCUCAGCGAGGCCAUCACGGAAUGGAGGGCGAGAUACCCGGGGCCAAUGGUGCCGCCGACAAAGAUGGUGAAAAUGAUUGAUGAUUCCGAUGGCGAAGACAGUUUUGAUUUCAGGAUGGAUUUCUUAAUGUGUUUUGUGGCAGUGCUGGUGGAUUGUCAUAAACAAAGUUGUUUACGGGAAGAAAUAUUGGAGUAUCUGGAUGAAGAGAUGGAUUUUGCAACAAUAGACUGGUGUGACCUUGUUGUGGAAAAGCUAAGAACUUGCAAGGAUACAUGGAAUCGGCAGGACCCACAGAGUUUCUUUGUUGGUCCUCUAGCGAUUCUGAUGUUGUUGUACGUUGAUAGCGUUGAGUGCACGGGUAUGGAGGUUGACAGUGCGGAGAGGUUGACGAUAUUACGACAGUUAAUAUACGUGACAAAGAAGAACAAAGUCAAAAUAGAGGGUAUGUUAGAUUCGCUGUUGGUGGAAAGCCCUGAAGACGAAGAAGUACAAGAGUUGAAGUCAACGUUUGAUAGUUUGUUUGAGAAGAAAGAUAGUGAAAGGGAGGAUAACGAUGAUGCGGUAGAUUUAGCGUCACACAAGAUCAAUUCGGUCUUGGACGAUUUGAGAAAUGAUGAAAAGAAUCACAUCAAUGAAGGAGAGAACGCUGGGGAUGGCAUCGAUGAUGAUCUUUCGGAUGGGUCACCAAUAAUGAGCUUGUACAGGAAGUCGCUUGUCCGCCAAAACAAAAAAAUAAGUAAAAGUAGGCUGAAAGCAGUAGGAUCUUCAGUGAUAGACUUCGAUGACCAAGAAGCUGAUGUUCAAAUGCAAUCAUUCGCAAAUGAUGGUGUUGAAGACCCUGAUGAACAGAUUGUAGAUGGUGGAAAGUCGGUUGAGGUGCGGAGAUCAGCACGACUUGAGAACUUAAAACAUGUAAGGGAAACAGAAGAAAUGUUUGUCACGCCAAAAAGGAGAAAGAGAAGUAUGCAGAUUGGUGGACAAGGCACGGAAAGUGACAAAGAAAGAGCAGAGUGUACCGGAGAGCUGGAAACAGUUAUGUCGCCGCGGGUAAGGAGGUCUCCCCGUCUGAAUCUGUUGAAGGGUGCUUCGGAAACAAAAGCCAGCUUUGUGACCCCGAGUUGCCAGAAGUCGAAAACAAAGAUUCUCCGUGGAGAAACGGAUGGUGGUGACGAGUCAGGGUUAAUCAAGACGAAGAAACAGUUGGAAGAGAUAGAACUGAGGGUUAGUGAACUUGGGAUAAAUACAACUGAAGUCGGGGAAGGUGAUAAGAGUGUUAAUGAUGCUGGUAAUUCAAGUCGCGAGGAAUGUAGUGUUGGUGGGGACGAAAAAAAUAAAGGCGCAGGAGGGGUGUAUGAAAAUGAUGCCGAAGAAGUGCAUAAACCGCUGGGUUUAAUGCGUGCAAUAAUGCGUAUUAAAGCAGGAGAAGUGCACGGGGCACAUGAUUACCGGGGUCCGGACUCGCAGUUUGUUACACGUGCUGAGCGUAGAGUGGAAACAGACAAUAAAGUGGCUGCGAAGCCCAAUGAUGAACAGAACACUAAUCUUAAAGCGGAUGACGUCAAAAAGGAUGAGAUUUACGAAGCAAGGUUUGUUUGUGAUCAAAGAAUGGACAAAAUGGUCGAGAUGGAGGACAAGGAUAGUAAACAUGAUGAACAGAGUGGGAAGGAAGAUCCUAAAAACGAGAUUGAAGUUAAGAACGCACCGUCAGAUGGAAGAAAGGAAGAGAGUGGUGGCAUGGUUUUUUCAGCUGCGGACGGGGCUGUUGAUGAUAAGGACAAACACGGUGUGCCGGAUGGCGAAGACAAUGGGGCUGUUGAUGAGACUGACCGUGUUUUAAACAGUGCAGAAGGUAAGACGGAGCAUGAUGGGAUGCGUGCGACUAUUAUAAACAUGCAAGGGUGCACUAGCGCGGUGGUUGAUUCAAUAGUUUCGGGCGACGGGAGUGAGAUGGCACAUGAUGUCGAUGCAAAAGGGAAAGCGGCUGAAGAGGUCCCUUUUGCAGAGAAUGACGACAAUGGGCCUGAGCCCGGUUUUGAUGAACGAAAUUUAGAUGGCCCGAAUUGGAGCCUUGGGAUGACACAAAUUGGGGCUCAAGUGGACGUGUCACACGAAAUUGGUUGCACAAGUGGGAAGAUGGAGGACAUCCCCCGGACAGAAACCAAACCUGUUGGCGAUGUGGAGGCUACCGCAGACUUGAGCAUGGUUAUAAUGGUAGACCCAGUUAGCUCCUAUGACCCGGCCAUUGCAAUCCACAAGGGUCAAACUGGGCUGGGAUCUUGUGGUAGUGAUAUGUAUGAGGUGGAGGACAAUAUUCCGCUUGCUAACCGUGUGCGCAUGUUGGCUGAGUUGGGGGCACAAAAAAGGAAACUCCCCUUCCGAGAGAAGGUGGUAGCGGAGCCAAACAGAUCACCUUACUAUAUAAGGACUGUUGACAUGGGCCAACCAAUUACAAAGAAGGAGACAAAUCUGUGGGACUACAUACACGCCGAUGAAAGCCCAAUGCACCUUUUAAGUGGAUUUUGUCGUAGGAAGCGGGCAAUGGAGGCAAACAUGAGGGAACAGGGUUCUUCGUCAGUGGCUGAUGUAGAUAGUCCGAUACAUAUGUCUGUGGAGUUGCUGUUCAGAAGCCCUACCCACGUACAAGCAUCUCGGUCUAUGUUCAAGAGUUUAAAUGUUGGCAAUGAGGUCUCGGAUGGCAUUAUUGACUGUUGGGCGGAGGUGCUGAACUUCCAGGAGAAAAGAAAAUCACGGGGGGCUUACAGUAGACAAUUUUUUGGGACUAAAGUUGUGUUUCCAUGGAUGCUGACAACUGACGAAGGCGGGGUAGAGGCGCGGAUGCACAAGUUUCGGCUUGGGAUAAAGGGUGCGGUCAACAGAGUUGAUUGCGUUCCUGAUUUCCGAAAUGAAGACAUUGUUUUCUUCCCUAUAUUGGAGCACAAACACUUUUACUUGGUAGUGUUUGAGUUACGCGACCCCGGGAUUUAUGUCAUUGAUAAUGACAAAGCCCGUCAAGGUCAGUUGAUAGAAGACAGCGUCUACUACCUACACAAGGACACAGCGUAUAAGAUUAAAGAUAUGUUUGUGCAAUAUCUGCGGGAGGUUGGGAAUCCACGAGCCGAUGACAUAGAGUACUGCAACAUCCAGCGUAUGCCGGUUCCUUGGGCAACAACCGCAAACACAACUGAUUGUGGGAUCUUCUUGAUGCGGCACAUGGAGUGCUAUAUGGGGAAAAACCAAAGUUUUAACUGUGGGUUCAGCACGAGUGGGGCGAGGAAGAUGGCGGAGGUGAGAAAGUUGAGAAAGAGGUAUGCGGCGCACAUAUUAUGUUCGGAGGUGAAUGUGCUGCUGCCAAAAAUCAAGGAAGAAUGCCGAAUAGAGUAACAUGUGUUAUGGUGGCUAACACAUGUUAUUGUAGAACAAUUAUGCCUUAAUUUCGCCGGAUAUGUUUUUUGGAAACAUGUAAUGAACUUUGAUGGAUUUGGGGAUUUUGCUUCAAACGUAAUGCGGGGGUAGGUGUUUUGUUGGGUAUGGCAUCGUCAGGAUGUCUUUUUGUGGAUGAACUAUAUAUAUUAAAUAUGAUGUUUAGUUAGUCGGUAAUUAUAAACUCUAGAAAAUAUUGAUGUGUUGUUAA